Molecule: messenger RNA, 201 nt
Organism: Cavenderia fasciculata
Lineage: Eukaryota; Evosea; Eumycetozoa; Acytosteliales; Cavenderiaceae
Exons: 2
Coding region: 1-201 (66 amino acids)
Source: RefSeq, a predicted model, not a curated record
AUGCUAUUAUUUAAAGAGAUCCACAAACAUCUCGAUCAAGAGAGCAGACAAUACGGAUUUGUAACAACAAUUCAACUCCAAAAGGUAGGCUCUAGCACCCUAGGGGGUACAUGUGAUGAGAAGGUGGUCCUUGGAUAUGCAACAACAACCGCCAUCACAAUGCAUUGUCAUCGAUGUGAAAUCGAUUGUGAUAAUAAUUAA